Molecule: messenger RNA, 1665 nt
Organism: Archocentrus centrarchus (flier cichlid)
Lineage: Eukaryota; Metazoa; Chordata; Actinopteri; Cichliformes; Cichlidae
Product: amyloid beta A4 precursor protein-binding family B member 1-interacting protein-like
Exons: 13
Coding region: 107-1504 (465 amino acids)
Biological process (GO): signal transduction
Cellular component (GO): cytosol; plasma membrane
Source: RefSeq, a predicted model, not a curated record
CGAGUGAAUAUCUGCAGUGUAUCAGGCAGCGCAGGCAAAGGCAUGUGCACAAGUGCUUCCUUAUACACUGACCUGUCAGUGUUACAGCAAUGACACUCACUCUGUGAUGCUUCCAUGUGUCAACAACAGAGAAGAGAUGGACGACAUAGAUGCCAUGUUCAGUCACCUGCUCGGAGAGAUAGAUCAUCUCUCUCAGAGCCUAAACACUGCAGCCGACUCACCAGAAGUGGAUCUUGCAUCCCAGACGGAGAAGACCUUCUCCAUUGGCUUCACCGACCUGAAUGAGUCUCUUAAUGAAUUGGAGGACCAUGACCUGGAUGCUCUGGUGGCUGACCUGGCAUCAAAGUCAACCCCACAAGAACUCCCUACUUCAGAACAAAACAUCAGCGGUGCAGAUGAUCAGACUGCACCACCUGUCAUGACUCAGAAAUUUGAGGCAGUGGGUGCUCUUCCUCCACCACCAAACACAGCUGUAUCUUGCAGGGAGAUGCAAAGGAGUGAACCCCAAACAAAAGCAGAUAAGAUAAAACUAGCUCUAGAGAAACUGAAAGAAGCCAAGAUGAGGAAGCUGAUAGUAAAGGUGCUGAUGAGUGACGGCAGCUCCAAGACUCUGAUGGUGGAUGAGAGGCAAACGGUGCGGGAGGUUUUGGACACGCUGUUUGAGAAGACGCACUGUGACUGCAGCAUUGACUGGGGCCUGUGCGAGACCAACCCUGAGCUGCAGAUUGAGAGAGGCUUUGAGGAUCAUGAAUAUUUAGUGGAGCCGCUGUCUGCUUGGACUCGGCACAGUCAGAACAAACUCUAUUUCGUGUUAAGACCCCAAAAGUAUGUGAUGUUCACGGACCCUCAGCUAUUUUACUUGUGGAAAAAGAAGAAGGAAGCUUUGAGUGAGAUUAACCAGCAGGCUAAAGAUCUCCUAGUCAAGGAGAAUUUCGGGGGUUCAACUCUGAUUGUUCCUGACCUUGAGGGCACACUCUACCUCAAAGAAGAUGGGAAGAAGGUUUGGAAACCACGAUACUUCAUGCUCAGGGCCUCGGGCAUCUACUAUGUGCCCAAGGGAAAAUCGAAGUCUUCCACUGAUCUCGCCUGCUUCGUCCAUUUCGAAAAAGUCAGCAUCUAUACCACCAGCGACUACAAACAGAAGUACAGAGCUCCCACCAACUUCUGCUUCAUGCUAAAGCAUCCGUGCAUCCAGAAGGAGUCUCCCUACAUCAAACUGCUCUGCUGUGAGGACCAACACACGAUGUUGCUUUGGGUCAACUCCAUCAGAAUAGCCAAGUAUGGAGCUGCCCUGUAUAAGGACUACCAAGCAGCAGUGAGAAGAACAUCUUCUCUGAAAAUCCUUCAAUCUUCUGCAAACAAAGAUGAAUCCAGAGGUCACUCCCCUCAGAUCAGCCCACAGCUGGAUCCAUCUGCACCCAAAACCACAAACCACACUGAAGACUACCCAUAUGAGCCACCACCUGACUUCAUCCCCCCUCCACCUGAGCACGCAUCCUUCUGAGACUUCGCCUGCAGUACAUCCAAGAUUAAUAUCAGCAAGCCUGGAUUUAGCCAUUUCAGCCUAAUGUGAGGCUCCGGUAACACAUAAACACAAAGUAGUGGUGAGAUGUGAACGCGUGUUUGAAAAUGUAUUUAUUCACAAAUCUAUAUUUAUUCGUGGUU